UGCGCGCUAGGACCUGGGCGGAAUCCGUGUCCGCCCGCAAGCUGGACUACCUUAAACCCAGCCCAAUGCCUCUUCCUGCGCCACUUUUCCCUGCGCGCUUGGAUGGAAGAGGCACAGUCGAGAGCCGCAGCUCGGCACUGGAGGACAGCGGCAGCGGCGGCGCGGCACCGGGAGCCCUGCGGAAGCGGCACCUGUUCCCAGGCGAGGCAGCCGAGAGAGAGCAGCCGUGGGACACGUUGUUCGGUGCGGAUCGCCGGCCCGGCUGAGCCCAGAGAGGCACCCGCGGUGCCUCCUCCGGAGAAUUCGGGAUAAUAGGAUCUGGACGGCAAAAGUUUUCUUUAUUUGGAUUUUUUUAAUUAUAAAAAAAAUCUCUUUCCCCCCCUUCCGGGCGGUGGAGAGGGGGAUUCGUCUCAGCCAGCCAGCGUGAGAUCUCCCACCCACCCUGCUCUUCUUUUUCUUCUUCUCCCGCUUUUCUCCUUGCAGGAGUCCAUGCUGAUGUAUGCAGCCAGUUAUAGAGUAAAAACAGCGCAUGCCUUCCUGGAGUCAGAAUCCAUAAAAAAUCCUGGCGUCGCCCGUGCAUCUUAAAUAUAUCUGCCUAUAUAACAAUAAUCGGUGCGUGCAGCUCCCACUAGAAAAAAGCCUCAGGCGUCGAAGUUGCUAUGGUCGUGCUGCUCCUAAGCCCCAUGGAGAAACUACGGAUUUUUAGCCUCAUUACGGUCGGAUGGGCAGAAGACCCCACCGCUUGCUAAGAGCUGGAGGAAUAUAGAUGAUCCCUCGCCCUGGACCCCUCCAGACCCGUCUGAUGUGUUUAUAAAUAUGUCGGUGUGCGGCGCUUUCUUAAGACUAACAGCGGCUUGACCUUGAACCUGGGACAAGUCGAAGCAGCAGAUCACUUUCAAAAAAAUAUAUAUCCUACUUAUUAUUAUUGAUGGAUUAAAGCAAAGGACAGUCUUCCCCUCCAUGUAACUACAAGUGGGAGGGGAGAGUGGAGUGGGAGCACGUCCUCCCCCCCACCCACCCAAAAAAAAGGGGGGGAGAAAAAGAUCUCUGCCUUGGGUUUUUGGGCACCGGCACUACAGUUUUGCUUCAAAAACGAGCUCGCCUUCCUCCCCCCUUCCUCCUCCUCCUCCCUCCCCCUCGCUCCUGAUGGCUCCCUUAGGUGAAGUUGGGAACUAUUUCGGCGUCCAGGAUGCGGUACCCUUUGGGAACGUCCCUGUCUUGCCGGCUGAUAGCCCCGUGUUGUUAAGCGACCACCUGGGCCAGGCGGAAGCGGGUGGGCUGCCCCGUGGCCCUGCGGUGACGGACCUGGAUCACUUAAAAGGGAUCCUGAGGCGGAGGCAGCUCUACUGCAGGACUGGAUUUCAUUUAGAGAUUUUCCCCAAUGGUACGAUCCAAGGAACCAGGCAAGACCACAGCAGAUUUGGUAUCCUGGAAUUUAUCAGUAUAGCAGUGGGCCUGGUCAGCAUUCGAGGGGUCGACAGUGGACUUUAUCUGGGAAUGAAUGAGAAAGGAGAACUAUAUGGCUCGGAAAAGCUAAGCCAGGAGUGUGUAUUCAGAGAACAAUUUGAAGAGAACUGGUAUAACACAUACUCAUCAAAUCUAUAUAAGCAUGUGGACACUGGAAGACGAUAUUACGUUGCAUUAAAUAAAGACGGGUCUCCGAGAGAAGCGACUAGGACUAAGCGCCAUCAAAAAUUCACACAUUUUUUACCUAGACCGGUGGAUCCAGAGAAAGUCCCUGAACUAUAUAAGGAUAUUUUAAGCCAAAGUUGACAAAGACGUUUCCUUCACUUGUGAGCCCUUAAAACGAAAGUAACCACUAUAAAAGGUUUCAUGCGGUGGGUUCUUAAUUGAUUAGCUGUGUCAUCGCAUCAGCUCCACUGUUGCCAAACUUUGUCGCAUGCAUAAUGUAUGAUGGAGGCUUGGAUGGAACAUGCUGAUUUUGUUCUGCACUUAAAGGGGUUUUGUCUUCCUGGAGGAGUGCCUAUUGCCCACUCGCUUGGUUUAUUAUGAGAGGAAGGAAGGAAGAGUGAGAAUGUGUGAGAGCGGAAAAAAGAAAGGAAAGAGGAUGAAAGAGAGAAGCUGGAGCAAGAAGGAAGGGGGAGGGGGAAAGGCCUGAUGCAUGCUGGGAAAUAGACACGCUUUUAAAUUUUUUGAUCCAUUGUACUUCAUCCUAUAUCAGCAUAGCUGCCAUACUUUGACUCAUCAGGAAUUUUGGCUGGUGGCCUGCUCAAGUGUACGCUGCAUUUAUAAAAAAGAAAACGAAAAAAAAAAGAAGGCAUGGAGGGUUCGGUCUUUCUUAAACAAACAAACGAACAAAAAGAGACUUACUAUUUUUUUGUUUGACUGCUCAAGUGGGAGCCACCCCUCGCUGAAUUUAAAAGCAAAGACCUCCUAGGUGAAAAAAACGAGAAAAGAUUAAAAUAAAAAUAAAAAAUAAUAAAAAGUAGUAAAAAAAAAUACGUAAAAAAGUUUAAAUUUAUUUAUAGAAAUUCCAAAGGCAACAUUUUAUUUAUUUUAUAUAUUUAUUUAUUAUAUAGAGUUUAUUUUUAAUGAAAUAUGUACAGGCCAGAUAGGCAGUUUGGAAGCUUUAGGCUCUGUGAAACAUUUCGACAGCGAAGGCCGCUCUUGAACCUGUGAUAAAACUCAAACGUAAAAGGUGCAUGGAGGCAAAGAGAAAUCUAGCGAUCCUAAUGUACUAAAGGCGACAAUCUCCUUUGUGCCCAUAUUAUUGUAAAAGUAUGCACAACCACUCAUGACACAGAGAGCUCACUCUUCUGACUGCUUGUUUCAUAGCUUAAACUCUCCCCCUCCCCUCCCCCCCUCCCCAAGGAUUAAAGAUAAAAAUGGGUCUUCAGAACUUUAA
Molecule: messenger RNA, 2866 nt
Organism: Podarcis raffonei (Aeolian wall lizard)
Lineage: Eukaryota; Metazoa; Chordata; Lepidosauria; Squamata; Lacertidae
Gene: FGF9
Product: fibroblast growth factor 9
Exons: 3
Coding region: 1147-1773 (208 amino acids)
Biological process (GO): lung development; positive regulation of gene expression; positive regulation of epithelial cell proliferation
Cellular component (GO): cytoplasm
Molecular function (GO): fibroblast growth factor receptor binding; growth factor activity
Source: RefSeq, a predicted model, not a curated record